AUACACCUCAGAAUGGCUACGGCAUCGGAUGUAUGUGGGUUUUGCUUUAAAGAACCCGUAUUUGGAUUCUGUGAAAACUGUAAUAUUUCGCUUGGUGUAAGUUGCUUCUCAAAUCACACUAAGAUACAUUUAUUUACUAGUCAUAUUGUGUUUCCGUUGGAUAACUCAGACAACGAGACAUGCUUAUCGGUACCCAUAGAAAAAGACAUACAUGAACAAAAAUGCCAAAAGCACGAAACAGACCCUCAGUCGAUCUAUUGUGGAAGGCAUGACGCAACCAUAUGUGGUCGAUGUAUACUGGCUGACCACAUGACUUGUAAAGAUGAAAUCGUUGAUCUACACAUAACAAAGUUUGAUGAACAAAAGGCGAAUUCCCUUCUGGUCUCUUUGAACGAAAUCAAAGGCGAAAUAAAAGACCUUCAGGUCCAUGUAGACAGAAAUGUUAAACUGAAUGACGAGUGUAGAGCCUCAUCUAUUGACGCAAUUAAAGAUUUUCGAAAGAAGAUUGAUUUAAGGCUUAACCAGUUACAGUUCGAAGCAGAACAAUCCACAGAGAGGAAACACAAAGAAAAUAUGAACAGUCUGGUUGAACUUGCAAAAAUCUGCAAAGACGUUUCUCUUCGAAUUCAAAUGCGUGGAGAAAAAAUCGAGGAGUUAUCGAAGAAAAAACAAGAACGGCAUUUGUUUGUAUAUUCUAAAAAACUGGCCAUUGAAAUUGAUGAAAUAAGAACAGCUAUUAAGCAGUCAAACAACAAAAACCAUGUUACAAAAUUCACAUUUAAAGAACACCCAACAUUGGAAAAUAUUCUUCAGAAAACAAUUAUUGAAAUUGGAACACUUCAAGAAGCUUGCGAUGGAAGCGAAGAAUUAGUUGACGAUACACAUGCUUCAUUAACGAGGACUCCUGAACAUGCAGAUGAAAGCUGUGCGCGGAAAAUAACACAACCGAAGAAUUUUGCGUCCGGUAAUCAACCUCCUGGAAAGAUGACGGUUGAAUUAUACUUCGGGAUUGUUCGCAUUGAGUACGAGUUUUUAAAUGGACAACAAUCGGAUGGCAAAAUGUAUAAGGCUUUAACUCAGAAGUUGAGACUCCCUAACUCGGUCAACGGAAGAAACGUUUGCAGAAUGCUUAAACUAGCCUUUCAAAGGAAAUUGCUGUUUACCAUUAACAGUGAUGGCGCCAUUGUAUAUAACGGCAUAAAGCCUCGGAGCUCAGACUACGUAAUGAAAGAAUUCGAAUGUACCAGAGUAACCACACAGUUGAAAGAUAAGGGCAUCACGAUGGCUGACAUUGACACAAACGAUGACUUCAUGGGAACAGUGAUUGUGGACUAAUUAGAUAAAACAACGUGUUAAAUGUUUGUUGAAAAAGCCUGUACAAUAUUUCAAAAAGCAACCACGAAUAUACUUUUAUCAGAUAAAAGACCAAUUAAAAAAUGGGUAAAUAUUGAACUAAACAAUUCGAGGGAGCAUACAAAGUAAACCAAUCAUUUAAAAGAAAGUGGGAAACCUUCGCUGACAUUGACUUGUAAUGACUUAUUAUAGAGAUGUAUGAGAUAAGACUAAGCAUGAAUGCUUGUCGUGGCUUUGGAUGAGUUUUUGUCGAGUGUAUGGGCUUGAGCACGUGCUUUAGUACGUCGAAGAUUGUCCGUAAUUCAAUUUCGCCAUUAACCAUGCGAUUUUUUACACAACUUUCUUCAAGUGUAAUCAUGAGAUGUUUCAUCGCGUGUAAAACUCUACCUCAAUAAUUAUGGUCACUCUUACAGGUCGAAGGUUAAAUUUGUACCAAAGUCAAUGACAAAUUGGCAUGUGCUGUGUGUUGCGCGUAUCAUUUAUUAACCUUCCUCCAAAGUCAAGGUCACUCUGAGAGUUUACAUGUUGAAUUCGGGCAUAGUAUAGCUUUUCAGACUGAAAAUUCGUCAUUCAAUAUAUAAGCUCACAUCACCAUGUAGUGUUAAGGGGAUCUGUUGGGAUAUGAAUAUGUGUGACAAAGGUCCAAAGUCGUGUCUAUCUUAAGAAUCGUUUACAGAACCGUCUUUUAAACUUGAAAGUUUGAGCGCCACCGAUAGAGAAGUAAACGAAAAGUUGAAAACACAAGCUUCGGGACGCCGAAAUAGAUAAAUGACCAUACUCCUCCAAAACUCCUCACAUCCAACAUGUCUUUCUUUACGACCAUCUUCACGUAAUGGUUAUUCAGCGGUGAACAUUAUAGAUAUUUCCACCAGGCAGUUAAAGGGGAAUUGAAACCCGUGCUUCAGGACGUAAAGACGUAUGAACGGUCGAACGUACAGAAAUACGUGCGGACGGACGGACAAGUGCAAAACCAAUGCAUCGCGCUCAGUGGGACAGAAAUAAAUAACUCAAAAACACCAAUUGUGCAAUAGUGCUUUAAAUAUGACUGUGUUUCAUAAACAUACAUGCACACUUUAAGUUAUGCCCCCGGAUCGAAUGAUCGGAGGUAUAUUAUUUUUGGCCUGUAUGUCUGUCAGUCUCUCUGUCUGUUAUUCUGUCUGUCAUUCAUUCUGUCCCAAAACUUUUACCUUGGUCAAAUCUUUUGCAAAAUUGAAGAUAGCAAUUCUGGCAUGCAUGUGUUGCACAUUGAGCUGAACAUUUUGAGUAGUGAAAGGUAAAGGUCAAGGUCAUCAUUCAAGGUCAAAGGUCAUCCUUGAAGGUCAAAGGUCAAAUAUAUGGAUUCAAAUAGGGGCGAUUGUGUUUCACAAAUACAGCUCUUAUUUUAUUUUAAAACAAUACAUAAUUUAAACAUGUUUAAAAAUGGACAAAUAUGUUAAAGAAAAAGAGAAAAUGACAUACAAGCACACACAAGAUGAAACCAAGAGUGAAAAAAAUAACAAUAGAACAGAACAUAAUUAUGUGACUAUGACCAUAUGGGUCGUAAAAUGCCGUCCAAGGUUAGUCAGUGAAGUCCGCACAGGCUAAUCAGGCACGACAAUGUCCUCUUUUAUGAUAUUUUUCGUUAAGAGAGAGUAUAUUCUUAGCAAAAAAUUCGAGUUGGGGCUGAAAGUGUCGUCCCUGAAUAAGCUUGUCCGGACUGCACAGGCUAAUCUAUGACGACACGUAACGCGCAUGCAUUAAACCCCCUAUUCACAGAGCACGGUCCAUAUGUAGUAACAAAAACCUGUACAAAAGGUGGUUUAUUUAUUAUUAUUGCAUAAACUCAAUCUAUAAUGCCCUCUGGCGAGGUGCAGAAACUUGGCAAAAGGAGUGCUUGAACGGGAGAAAUCGUGUAUUAACAAGGCGAUUCACGUGCCGUUCAAGCCCUGUUAUGUGUUUUUCAUUAUCCCUAUAAAGAAACAGGUGAUAUACAUGUGAAUAAAUGAGUGAGCUAACAAAGUAGUUAAAUUUGGGUAGAGUUUAUAAUAAUUAUAAUCAUUUUCUGAUAUAUUACGUUUAACCAAUCAACAAAAUAUAUACAUUGUAACACAAUAAUUACUCUAUGCGUACACUUAAGUUGUUAAAUUAUUUUAACCAUGAAGCUGGAAAUACUUACUAAAAUAAAGGUUUAAACUCAAAUAGUAUCUUUCUCUAAGCGGCAACGAAAUAGAUUAUCUCUGUUCUAGAUACCGUUUUUGUUCGAAGACAUUAUUUAAUUUAUGUGCUUAUGCCUUUAAAAAACAGAAUAUUAAAAAAUACAUAUACAAAAUAUUGUUUCAUAAUUAUAGAUAUUCGUAAAAUAAUAAAACGUCGUUUAUAACGACAGUAUGUACAACGUCAUUUUAGAUUCCAAAACAUUGAUACAUUAUUAUUCUACAUGCGGUGUUAAGAGACGUUCACAGAUGUAAUAGUUUAGUCAAGUCUCCUCACCUUAGAAUUAUUGUACUUAUGUUUUCGUAAUCUAAUAUGAAUAUUACAUCACGUUAUGUGAAUAUUACAUUAAUAUAUGUCUAUUCAAGUCUCAUCACAUUAGAAUUAUUGUACUUAUGUUUUCGUAAUAUAAUAUGAAUAUUACAUCAUGUCAUGUGAUUAUUACAUUAUUAUAUGUGAAGAACAUACAGUUUGUCCAAAAAAUAUUGAUUUUGAAACUGUUAUUUUUAUUAACACUUUUAAUAGACCAUUUUUUUCAAAUAGAAAUAUUGAACUAUCAAAUUAAUAUAUGCUGUGUACAUACUGUAUGUUUCUUUAGAAAAUUGAUUUUGAAUCUCGGGUGGAUGCGAUAUGUAGUAUUUGUAUCAGAACAUUAUCGUUUAUUCAACCAUAACGUUUUUUAUGCAACACCAUGUAUUAUGAAUAUAUGAAUGAUAUGCUAUAUGUUGAUCAACGACCAUAACGGCCUAUUUCAACUGUGUAAAUAUGUAUAUGUAUUUGUCGAAAUAAAAGUUCUUCUUCA
Molecule: messenger RNA, 4345 nt
Organism: Dreissena polymorpha
Lineage: Eukaryota; Metazoa; Mollusca; Bivalvia; Myida; Dreissenidae
Exons: 5
Coding region: 13-1335 (440 amino acids)
Biological process (GO): protein ubiquitination; Notch signaling pathway
Molecular function (GO): zinc ion binding
Source: RefSeq, a predicted model, not a curated record